UAAGGCCAGCCGAGAAGACGCUGAACCUGCGCAGGAAGCCGGAGAGGCGGCUCGGCGUGCAAUGGAGGAGGAGGGCGGAAGACGGCAGAAGGAAGAGGAGGAGGAGCCCUGCCGGUGACCUUCGCUCUCUCCGGCGCCGGCUUUGCAAAACGGCUGCAAGCGCCGGGCUCCUCCGCAAGCACCUCCCCGACGGCGCGCCCAGCUCUUUCCUUUGCGCCAUGGCGGAGCUGGCGUGGGCUCUGGGGGCCUUGGCCGCCUUCUUCGCCCUGCUGGACGGCUGGUACCUGCUGCGGGUGCCCGUGACGCUGCUGUACGCGCGCUGGGCGCUGCCCACGGUGUGGGACCUGCUGGAGGAGCAGAGCUACGCGAGCCGGGUGCUGCCGUCGGACCUGGACUGCCUGGUGCACAUGAACAACGCGCGCUACCCGCGCGAGGCGGACCUGGCGCGCCUGGCGCACCUGACGCGCUGCGGGCUCCUGCGCGCCGUCCGGGGCUUAGGCGCGCACACGGUGCUGGCCGCCUCGACGUGCCGCUACCGCCGCUCGCUGCACCUGCUCGAGCGCUUCGACGUGCGCACGAGGCUGCUGGGCUGGGACGCGCGCGCCUUCGUCCUGGAGCAGCGCUUCGUGCGCGCCCGGGACGGUUUCAUAUGCGCCGUGCUCCACGUCCGGCUGCACGUGGUGGGGGCCAGCCCCGCGCAAGCCGUCGAGAGCCUCUGCCGCAGGAAGGUGGAGUCUCCUGAACUUCCCGAAGAGAUACUACACUGGUUGAAAUACACUGAAGUCAGCAGCCAAAAGUUACGGGCAGAGAGCGAUUUGCAGGAAAACAACAAGGAAGAGUAAUGGGAUACCUCAAACCCACCCCGUUAUGUCCUCGGUGCGGGAUCCUUCCUGCGGAAUUGCUGAGGAUUAUUCAGACUCCCCUUUUCAGCUACCGUGAAAAAUAAAAGGCAUUGGUGACCCUACCCAGUGCACUGCAUCAACAACAAAGCCAGACAACUUGAUAAGUCAGCCCCAAAGGAUUGGGACCACGCAGAGCAAUCUUAUGGUUCCACCCUGUCGGCAGCCGUACACAGGGAAAUAAUGUCACACCAACCCAUAGUAUAGCUCUGGAUUUGGUAGCGAUCCUGUCCCUAUCCACUGGGCAUUACUCGAAAACAGGAAUGCCUUCCCCUGAAACCUGAUGUCGUUAACCUGUUCUUGUUUACGAAAGCCAGCCCUGAUAAUUCUGUGGUGACCGUCAUGGCCCAGAAAACGUAGGAAAGAUGUGUUUUGGGUCUAUGAAAGGAGAACCCAGUUGACUUCUUGAUUUGAGAUCACCACAGAUCCAGGGCUCUGCAGAAACCAAAGUAUAAACACGCAACCUAGUCUUGCGGGGAAGCCUGGGUUGCCGUCUGCUUACAAACUGGAGUCAGCGACGUUGCUCUCCAGAUGUUGUUGAACUAAAGCACACCUCGUUGGCCAGGCUGAUGAGGGUGGAGUCCACAACAUCUGCAGAGCAGCGUUUUGGCUACCCCGACCUACUGUGACGGAUCUGCUGCUGUUUCCCAUUCGCACAAGGCUAGCUUCAUGCAAACGCUUGAAACCGGAGGUGGGGAGCCAGUGGUCCUCCAGAUGUUCCUGGGACCACAUCUCCCGUCAUCGCAGGCCAUCGGCCACUUUGGAUGGGGCUGGUGGGAGUUGGAACUCCAAACGAGAUCUGGAAUGCCACAGGUUCCUUGUCCCUCCAGUGUUUAAUGGAAACAGGUGUGCAUCCAUCAGAGUCCAAGUGGACCACACAAGACCUUCAACUCUUUCUGCUGGAAGGUCAUGCAGGCCUUCUAGCAGAAAGAGUUGUGCCACCC
Molecule: messenger RNA, 1843 nt
Organism: Lacerta agilis (Sand lizard)
Lineage: Eukaryota; Metazoa; Chordata; Lepidosauria; Squamata; Lacertidae
Gene: THEM6
Product: thioesterase superfamily member 6
Exons: 2
Coding region: 219-842 (207 amino acids)
Source: RefSeq, a predicted model, not a curated record